Thyridium curvatum is the source of this 1512-nucleotide messenger RNA. RefSeq lists its product as uncharacterized. The coding region runs from base 1 to 1512 and encodes 503 amino acids. The transcript has a single exon. Lineage: Eukaryota; Fungi; Ascomycota; Sordariomycetes; Thyridiales; Thyridiaceae. The record is from RefSeq and is a predicted model, not a curated record. Gene Ontology annotation, molecular function: glycosyltransferase activity.
AUGGCCACGGCAAACCCAGGCGAGAUCGCCCAUGAUCUCUCCAUGUUCCCCCCGUCCCUGCGCGGGCGGCGCAUCCUCCUCUGCACCGAGUCCUUCGGCCCCGUCAACGGCGUGUCGCGCACCACGCUGAUGCUCGUCAACCACCUGCGCGAGCACGGGGCCAAGGUCGCCGUCGUUGCGCCGCACAACAGCACCAAGAUCAACACGUUCGUCCCCGUCGCCACCGCCGACGACGGCAAGGGCGACAGCAAGAACGUCGGCGAGGUGCGCGUGCGCGGCUUCCCCGUGCCCUUCAACCCGGAGCUCUCCAUCGUCUACCCGCUGCGCCUCUCGACGCUCUACGCGCGCACCUUCGGCGGCGCCCCGGACCUCAUCUACGUCGCCAGCCCGGCCUCCCUGGGCUUCCAGGUGCUCCUGCAGCUGCGGCAGCAGUCGCCGCCGCGGCGCGCCCGCCCGCCCGUCAUCUGCAACUUCCAGACCGACCUGGGCGCCUACUGCGCCAUCCUGCUGCCGCCGCCGCUGGGCGCCUUCGCGUCCUUCGUCUUCGCCCGCGUCGAGGGCUUCCUCUUCCGGCACCCGCUCGUCAGCACCAUGUUCUACCCGAGCCGGUUCGUGCGCCGGUACCUCGAGCGGACGGGCGUGCCGGCCGACAAGAUGCGCCUGCUGCAGCGCGGCGUCAACGCCGAGCUGUUCAACCCUUCGCGGCGCAGCGAGGCGCUGCGCAGGCAGAUCGCGCCCCGCGGCGAGAUCAUAUUGGUCUGCGUGUCGCGGAUCGCGGGCGAGAAGGGCUUCGACUUCCUGGCCGCGGCCGCCGACGAGCUGGACCGCCGCGGCCUGGACUUCAAGCUGUACAUCGUGGGCGGGAACCGCAGGAAGGAGGUCGAGGCCGAGGUGCACGGCAUGUUCGCGGGCCUGCAGAGGAAGGGCAAGGUCCUCUUCGCGGGCUUCAAGCUCGGCGAGGCGCUGGCCGAGAGCUACGCGGCGGGCGACGUCUUCCUGCACUGCUCCGUGACCGAGACGUUCGGGCUCGUGGUGCUCGAGUCGCUGGCCAGCGGGGUGCCCGUCGUGGCGCGGGACGAGGGCGGGCCGAGCGACAUUGUGCGGCACGGCGAGUCGGGCUUCCUCGUGCCGCCGGGGGACCUGCAGGCCUUUGUGGACAAGGUGCUCGUGCUGGCCAAGGACGGCGACCUGCGGCGGAGGAUGAGCGCCGAGGCCAGGAGGCAGGCGUGCGAGGCGACGUGGGACAAGAUCAACAACAAGGUCGCCUGGGCCAUGGCCGACGCGAUCGAGGCGCGCGAGAAGGAGGUCGUCUCGGCGCCGCAGCUGAGGGACAGCGAGUCGGGCGGCGUGUGGCGGUCCGGGUUCCGGGUGCGGGACCGCCUGGCCGGCAGGAUAGCGGACCUGCGGGUGCUGGGCGGGAUGGGGGUCAUUAUCUUCUUCUGGGCGCUCAUCGCCUUCUACCUGGUGGUCAUCAAGAUUGGCAUGGCUGUCCGGAGCCGGCUGCGGCUAUGA